GCCAUUGCCAUCUGUCUGUCACCCACAUCGCCACCAUGCUGGCCUCUGGACUGCUCCUGGUGACUGUGCUGGCCUUCCUCAUUGUUCUGGUCUUCAUGUCUGUCUGGAAGCAGAGGAAAGUUUCAGGAAAGCUGCCUCCAGGACCCACCCCACUGCCCUUCAUCGGGAACUACUUUCAGCUGAAUACAGAGCAGAUAUACAACUCCCUCGUAAAGUUCAGCGAACUUUAUGGUCCCGUGUUCACCAUCCAUCUGGGGCCUCGUCGAAUUGUGGUACUAUGUGGACAGGAAGCAGUCAAGGAGGCUCUGGUGGAUCAAGCUGAGGAAUUCAGUGGGCGUGGCGAAUCGCCCAUCUUUGACUGGCUCUUCAAAGGCUAUGGCUUGGUCUUCAGCACCGGGGAUCGCGCCAAGCAGUUGAGGCGCUUCUCCAUUGCCACACUGAGGGACUUCGGUGUGGGCAAGCGUGGCAUUGAGGAGCGCAUCCAAGAGGAAGCAGGCUUUCUCCUGGAGGCAUUCCGGAAGACAAAUGGUGCUUUCAUUGAUCCUACAUUCUACCUGAGCAGAACAGUGUCCAAUGUCAUUAGCUCCAUCGUUUUCGGGGACCGCUUUGACUAUAAGGAUAAAGAGCUCUUGUCACUACUGAAGAUGAUGAUGGGAAGUUUCCAGUUCACAGCUACAUCCCCCGGGCUGCUCUUCGAGAUGUUCUCUUCAGUGAUGAAGCACCUGCCGGGACCACAGCAACAGUCCUUUAGGGAAAUGCAGGGUUUGGAAGACUUUAUAACCAAGAAGGUGAAACAGAAUCAGAGCACCCUGGAUCCCAAUUCCCCAAGGGACUUCAUUGACUCCUUUCUCAUCCGUAUGCAGGAGGAGAAGAAGAACCCCAAUACAGAGUUCUCCAUGAAGAAUUUAGUGCGAACUACACUGAACCUCUUCUUUGGUGGUACAGAGACUGUCAGCACCACCCUUCGCUAUGGCUUUCUGUUGCUCAUGAAGUACCCAGAUAUACAGGCCAAAGUCCGAGAGGAGAUUGACAGGGUGAUUGGCAAGAACCGGCAGCCCAAAUAUGAGGACCGCUUGAAGAUGCCCUACACAGAGGCUGUCAUCCAUGAGAUCCAGAGAUUUGGAGACAUAGUUCCCAUGGGGGUGGCUCGCAGGGUCACCAAGGACACCAAGUUCCGUAACUUCCUCAUCCCCAAGGGCACUGAAGUGUUUCCUAUGCUGGGCUCUGUGCUGAAGGACCCCAAGUUCUUCUCCAACCCCAAAGACUUCAACCCAAAUCACUUCCUGGAUGACAAGGGGCAGUUUAAGAGGAGUGAUGCAUUUGUACCCUUUUCUUUAGGAAAACGGAACUGCUUUGGAGAAGGACUGGCUAGAAUGGAGCUCUUUCUCUUCCUCACAAACAUCCUGCAAAAUUUCCACUUCAGGUCCCCACAGGCACCCCAGGAUAUCGAUGUGUCCCCUAGACUCCUGGGUUUUGCCACUAUCCCACCAAACUACACCAUGAGUUUCUUAUCCCGUUGAGCCAGCACUGGAAUAGCAUAAAGGGAGGGAUGGAGAUCAGGCUAGUGGGAAAUUGGGAUUUAGAAGGGAUCAGGGGAACAGGAAAGAGAGAGAGAGAGAGAGAGAGAGAGAGAGAGAGAGAGGACAUGAUAGACUUGCAGAAGACAGACUGCCACUUCAAAGGUAGAGCACGAGAAAGGGGAAAUUUAUACUAUGUUAUAAAUAGUAAUAAUUAUAAUGGUAAUAAUAAAGUAGACAUUAUUUAUA
Myodes glareolus (Bank vole) is the source of this 1766-nucleotide messenger RNA. Its product is annotated as cytochrome P450 2A5-like. Gene Ontology annotation, molecular function: iron ion binding; oxidoreductase activity, acting on paired donors, with incorporation or reduction of molecular oxygen, reduced flavin or flavoprotein as one donor, and incorporation of one atom of oxygen; arachidonate epoxygenase activity. The record is from RefSeq and is a predicted model, not a curated record. NCBI's taxonomy places the organism in Eukaryota, Metazoa, Chordata, Mammalia, Rodentia, Cricetidae. Gene Ontology annotation, biological process: epoxygenase P450 pathway; xenobiotic metabolic process; coumarin metabolic process. Gene Ontology annotation, cellular component: intracellular membrane-bounded organelle; cytoplasm.